AUGAAAGACGUGAAGACCCAAGCGAAUAGAGGGCGGCAGCCUGAGUGUGGGGAGACCCUGUCUCCACAGGGCUGGUGUGGCUCGCGGAGCUGCUGCCUGAGCUCUGAGAGGUGCUCGUUCAUCCUCGAAAGAUCAACUGAAAUCGGCAAACUUCUGAGUUCCUACCUGGAAAGAAAAAGUGACCUGGAGGAUCACUCCGUGCACCUGCUUUUCUCCGCAAACCGCUGGGAGCAAGUGCCAUUGAUGAAGGAGAAGUUGAGCCAAGGUGUGACCCUUGUUGUGGACAGAUAUGCGUUUUCUGGUGUUGCCUUUACAAGUGCCAAGGAGAACUUUUCCUUGGAUUGGUGCAAGCAGCCGGAUGUGGGCCUUCCCAAACCUGACCUGAUCCUGUUCCUUCAGUUACAACUGGGGGAGGCUGCAACCAGGGGGGAGUUUGGCCGCGAACGGUACGAGAACGGGGCUGCCCAGGAGCGGGCGCUGCGGUGUUUCCAGCAGCUCAUGAGAGACACGACCUUGAACUGGAAGGUGGUCGACGCUUCCAAAAGCAUCGAGGACAUCCAUCAGGAAAUCUGCGCGCUCUCUGAGGAUGCCAUCCUCAGAGCCGUGCAGAGGCCACUUGGGGAGCUGUGGAAAUAAGCAGGCUCCAGCGCCAGGUCCACGUCCUGCAGUCCCUCCCAAGGCGAGAAGACACUCUUC
Messenger RNA from Dipodomys ordii (Ord's kangaroo rat), 696 nucleotides. It is a transcript of the gene Dtymk, whose product is annotated as deoxythymidylate kinase (thymidylate kinase). Gene Ontology annotation, molecular function: dTMP kinase activity; ATP binding. Gene Ontology annotation, cellular component: nucleus; mitochondrion; cytoplasm. The transcript is spliced from 6 exons. The record is from RefSeq and is a predicted model, not a curated record. NCBI's taxonomy places the organism in Eukaryota, Metazoa, Chordata, Mammalia, Rodentia, Heteromyidae. Gene Ontology annotation, biological process: dUDP biosynthetic process; dTDP biosynthetic process; dTTP biosynthetic process. Bases 1 to 636 code for a protein of 211 amino acids.